Molecule: messenger RNA, 5532 nt
Organism: Eublepharis macularius
Lineage: Eukaryota; Metazoa; Chordata; Lepidosauria; Squamata; Eublepharidae
Gene: ZSWIM4
Product: zinc finger SWIM-type containing 4
Exons: 14
Coding region: 81-3377 (1098 amino acids)
Cellular component (GO): Cul2-RING ubiquitin ligase complex
Molecular function (GO): zinc ion binding
Source: RefSeq, a predicted model, not a curated record
GGAGGCAGAGCGGCCGAGCCGGGCCCGGGGCGGCUUUCCCGGGGAAGUCGCUCACGCGAGGCCGGGGAUCGGCCGGGCCUAUGGAGCCCCCGCCCGCCAAGCGCAAGUGCGGCGCCGCCGGGGAGCAGCCCGAGCCGGGGCCGGCCGCUGUGGAGACGCUGCUGGAUCUGAGCGCCCGGCGGGUGGCCGAGACUUGGGCCUUCGAGCAGGUGGAAGAGCGUUUCUCUCGCGUCCCAGAACCGGUGCAGAAGCGCAUUGUGUUCUGGUCUUUCCCACGGAGUGAGCGGGAGAUAUGUAUGUAUUCAUCCCUUGGCUACCACCCCCCAGAGGGCGAACGAGACUCACGCGUGCCCUUUAACCGUGGCUUGAAUCUGCUGCAGUCAGGUGCUGUCGACCGUGUCCUGCAAGUAGGUUUCCAUCUGAGCGGCAUUGUGACUGAGCCACCAGGCCCCAGUGAACCGGAGCACAGUUACCACGUCUCCAUCAGCUUUGACCGCUGCAAGAUCACGUCGGUGAGCUGUGCCUGCGACAACCGGGACAUCUUCUACUGUGCUCACGUUGUGGCGCUGUCCCUGCACCGCAUCCGCCAUGCCCGCCAAGUGGAGCUCCGCCUGCCCAUCUCUGAAACCUUGUCCCAAAUGAACCGGGACCAGCUGCAGAAAUUCGUGCAGUACCUGAUCAGCGCCCAUCACACGGAAGUGCUGCCCACCGCUCAGAGGCUCGCAGAUGAGAUUCUGCUGCUUGGAUCCGAAAUUAACCGUGUGCAUGGUGCCCCUGACCCCACGGCUGGCGCUGGCAUUGAAGAUGCAAACUGCUGGCACUUGGAUGAGGAGCAGAUCCAAGAACAAGUGAAGCAGCUUCUCUCAAAUGGCGGGUACUACGGGGCAAGCAAGCAGCUGCAGUCCAUGUUCAACAAGGUGCGGGAAAUGCUCCGGAUGCGGGACUCCAACGGGGCGCGAAUGCUGAUCCUGAUGACGGAACAGUUCCUGCAAGACCCACGCCUGGCCCUCUGGCGGCAGCAAGGAGCCGGCAUGACUGACAAGUGCCGGCAGCUCUGGGAUGAACUAGGCGCCUUGUGGGUGUGUGUGGUUCUGAGUCCCCACUGCAAGCUGGAAGAGCGGGCUCUCUGGCUGCAGCUCCUCAAGAAGUGGAACAAGCUGGACAUUUGUCCUUUGGAGGAAGGCAACUAUUCCUGUGACAGCACCGGAACCGGCACCACUUUGCAGCCCAGCCUGAACCGCAGUCCAGCUGGCAUCCGGCAGACGGUUUUUGGCCGGGCCAUCAAGGCAGCAGAGCUGCGCUGGGGCGAUUGCCACCUGCAGAAGAUCUUAAGUAGCGACUGCUAUGGCCUCUCGUUGAAGAGCGGAAGCGACAAGCUGGGCUUCGACCCCCAGGGCCACCCGCUGUGGCUGGGGGACGCCUUCCCCAUGGCCUGUGCUCGCGUAGAUGCCUUGCGGUCCCACGGCUACCCCCGAGAGGCCUUGCGCCUGGCUGUGGCGGUUGUCAAUGCCAUGCGCUUGCAGCGGCGCCACCAGCUGGAGAGCUACAAGCAGCAAAAGAAAGAGCUCUUGCACAAAGGCACAACCACUAUCACCAACCUGGAGGGCUGGGUGGGGCAUCCUCUGGACCCCAUCGGCUGCCUCUGCCGCACCUUUCUGGAGGCCUGCCGGACGGAGGAUGAGGGGCUGGUCCUCUACGCAGACUCAGCAGCAGAGCCAAAGAAGGCCCUGUACCAGCACAUCCCGGUGCCCUCGAGCCCUGGUGAGUCGUACUUCACGCUGGCUCUGGAGGUGGCCCUGCUGGGGCUUGGGCAGCAGCGAUCCAUGCCAGAGGGGCUCUAUGCCCAGGACAAGGUGGUGCGCAGCGAGGAGCACCUCAUUGGCAUCUUGGACGAGAUGGAACUGGACGAGCGGCUGGUCCCCGUGCUCCGCAAGCAGGCAGCCUUGCUUCUAGACGGGGGCCCCUUCAGUGGAUUUGGGGAGGUUGUGUUCCGCGAGAGCGUUCCCAUGCACACGUUUGCCCGCUACCUGUUCACCGCCAUGCUGCCCUAUGACCCUGACCUGGCCUACCGCCUAGCGCUGCGAGCCAUGAGGCUCCCAGUAUUGGAGACAGUGUUGCCCACCAGUGACCUCCUGCACCAGAACCCCCUGGAUUCCAUGAUGGCCAACCGUUUCCCCCGCUGGUUCACCCUUGGCCACCUGGAAACGAGGCAGUGUGAGCUGGCAUCUGCCAUGUUGACAGCUGCUAAAGGCGACCCCAGGUGGCAGCGAAUGGUCUUGGGCUCCAUCCAGCAAAACAUUCACUCUCCGGCCUUGCUGUUCAAGCUAGCCCAGGAUGCCUGCAAGACUGCCACGCCAGCCAACACUCCUCCUGACACCACCUUGCUAAACAUUUCUCUGGAACUUGGCCUGCAGGUGAUGCGAAUGACACUCAAUACUAUGACCUGGCGCCGCAGGGAAAUGGUUCGCUGGUUGGUCAGUUGCGCCACUGAGAUUGGUGUCCAGGCCCUGAUGAACAUCAUGCAGAACUGGUACACGCUCUUCACGCCCAUCGAAGCUACAACCAUCGUGGCUGUGACAGGCACCACGCACGCCACACUGCUGAGGCUGAGCCUGAGCGCAGGACAACGGGACGAGCUGUGCAGCUGUGCCCGGACACUGGCGUUGCAGUGCGCUAUGAAGGACCCCCAGAACUGUGCGCUGCCGGCUCUGACGCUCUGUGAGAAGAACCACGCCGCCUUUGAGGCCGCCUACCAGAUUGUACUGGACUCGGCAGCUUCUGCUGGCAUGGGCCACUCCCACCUCUUCACUGUGGCCCGGUACAUGGAGCACCGCGGGCUGCCCUUGCGCGCCUACAAGCUGGCCACCCUGGCCUUCUCCCACCUCAGCAUCGCCUUCAACCAGGACACCCACCCUGCCCUCAAUGAUGUUCUUUGGGCCUGCUCCCUCAGCCAGUCUCUGGGGAAGAACGAGCUGGCUGCCAUUGUCCCGCUGGUCAUCAAGAGUGUGCAGUGUGCACCCAUGCUCUCUGACAUCUUGCACCGCUGGAGCCUGCCACCCCCAGGCCUUGCCUCGCUGGGCGCAGGGCGCCGUGGAGCAAGCGGCGCAGGGGGGAAGCUGUUCACAGUGGACAAGGCCCCUCUUUGCCAGCUCCUGGAGGCUGCCAUAGCUGCCUAUGUCAGUACGACCCACUCACGCCUCACCCACAUCAGCCCCCGGCACUACGGCGAGUUCAUCGAGUUCCUGGGGAAAGCCCGGGAGACCUUUCUGCUGGCCCAUGAUGGGCACUUGCGCUUUGGCCAGUUUCUUGACAACCUGAAACAGACCUACAAGGGAAAGAAGAAACUGAUGUUGCUCGUGCGGGAACGCUUUGGUUAGGGGGCACUUAAGGGAGGGAACCCUUUGGCUCAGGGGCAUUCCAAGGAGGGAUUCCUUUGGCUGAAGAGGAAGGCAGGCAGAUCAUUCUGCCUUCAGCAGAAGCACUUUGGCUUAGAGGACUGGGAAGAAGAGUGGUUUUCCUUGGGGCACAAGAGGCUGGGCAGCGUCUGGCUCUGCCUGGGUUCAGAAAGCCAUUGGAUGGAAGGUCCUCCCCCCUCCUGAAAAUGGAGGUGCACCAAGAUGGCAGAACUGAGCAGAUGCCUCUGCUUCCAAGUUGGGGGUCAGGCAGGAGCCCAUGGGUGGGGUGGAGGGAUUUCUGUAGCAUCCGGGUUGGUUGAGCACAGGCUCAGUUCAAGAUGGAAGUGCUUCCUCCAGCCCUUUCCGAGUGAGGAGAAGGAACCGGGCCAGCGUUGGUUGCAGGAGAUACCAAUUUCAGUAUUAACUCUCAGGAUGACAAUAGGAAUUCUCUGCUUUGGGUGAAGGUUUCAGACCCUUCCUGGGCCUUGCAAAGAGCAGGGAUCCAGUCCGAUGGAAUUUCACAGCUGCUAUUCCAGUUUAAUGUUUCAGACUUGGUGAAAGUGGGGCGGAUUCAGUCCUCAAAGCAGUCUCUGUCCCACUUUCCCCACGACCUCUCCCAUUAUUUUAUUUUAUUAGUUUUAGUUCUGGAGUCCCAAGAAAAAGGGCAUUCAGAAGGGAGAAACAGGAGCAAGGCAUCCUGCCCUGCCACCUCCUUGCACUGACAGCAUUCAAGUUACGCAGACCCUCCAUGCUGAAGAUCCUCCAUGCCAGGCAGGGGGUGCUUUUCGCUGCUUUGCCUACAGAGGCCUUGCCAGACCAAACAUUCUCCAGCAAUACUGGCACAGCAGAGCAGCCUCCCGCCUAACUCUUGGCAGGGGGGCUGGCAUCAGUCUGUGGGUGGCGGACGGGAUUUAAAUUUAGGGUUUGGCCCAGUUCUAUGAAAGGUCUCAGGUCAGGUGCCCUGAGUCAAUGGCCACCUGUCUCUUUCAUGGAAAGGUGCCUUUGGAAGAGAUCCAAAGAACUUCAGAACCUCAACCAUGGUCAUGGCCUAUUUGUGCUUCUAAAAUGGCUUCAGUCCCUGUUAACGCGCUUGAUGGCGCUAUCUCUGCAAGUAAGCCGGCUUCUCUACUCAACAGCUCUUCGGUUCUAACGGUGUUCAGGAACCUGCCCCCUCUCUGAUCCUCGCCCUUGUGUUUCUCUGCCUCCACCCCUGUCAGUAUUUCAGCUUCCCAUUGGCUGUGCUCAUGGAUCACAGACUGGCUCCAGAUCCUGCCUGCAGGAGGGGGGCAAGGGGCAUUGGGGGGCAGGUUCCUGUUUUGUAGUUCUCCCUUUCCCCCUGAGUUUCCUGUCAAUGCCCCUCAGACUCCUACAACUGAAGGACUCCCAUCUUCUGUCUCCUCUGGUAGAGUGUUCUGGAGCCGCUGACGGAUAGAUGGUUCAUACCUCAAGUGUCCUCCCCUGGGUCAGGUGUGAGGCUCUUCUGAGCCCCCUUGCCUGUGCCGUGUCCUCCAUGGCGUGUCUCCGCAGCAUUCCUUUUGGUGUUGCAAGGGCAUCGGCCGGAUCCCAGGCCCCUUUGUUGCCACCGCUAAGUUAUUGCUGCCCUUGGCAGCUGCCCCAGUUGCUUGUGCAGUCAGGCUGGCCCUGUAUUUGGAGGGGGAGAUCUCAAGUUUCCCCUCAAGGUAGGGGAGGAUUUUGAAGUGGCCACUAGUGGGGUGAUAAAAGACGUGUUUCAAACACCCCACUCCAAAAUCCACUUUUUUUCUGCUGGAUAAAGUCUACUCAGGAACAAACCACAACAAGUUCAUGCUACUAAUUAGAUUAUUGUGAAGACAAGAUAAUGUUUUAAAAGUUAAUAUAUAUAUGAAGAGGCAACGGGUCCAGCGAGGACUCCUGUUUGUGCGCAUGAGGAAGGGGCUGUGUUUGGGGCACAGCCCUUCGUGUUGGUGGAGAUGUUGGUGUGUUGCACAGCUCCACUUCGGAGCCAGCUAGCCAGUUAGUUCUAAAGUUUUGGGGUUAAUUUCCUUGUUUUCCUGUAUUAAAAAAAUUCCUGUAAUUUUGUAAUUUUUUUCUAUUUAUUGAAUCAUUUAUUGUAUUUUUUUUUUGUAAAAAGCUUAACAUAAACCACAACUUUUUUUUG